Messenger RNA from Stylophora pistillata, 1541 nucleotides. Its product is annotated as A-kinase-interacting protein 1. Gene Ontology annotation, cellular component: nucleoplasm. The record is from RefSeq and is a predicted model, not a curated record. Gene Ontology annotation, biological process: regulation of non-canonical NF-kappaB signal transduction. NCBI's taxonomy places the organism in Eukaryota, Metazoa, Cnidaria, Anthozoa, Scleractinia, Pocilloporidae.
GCGCGUCCUUGCCGCGUUGUAUGACGGCGUUUAACAACAACGGUUAAAAGCAGGGACGACGAAAGAAGACGGAUAGGACAUCAUGCCUUUGAAGAAUGAAGACAGCUGGCUUCACUGGACCAUGUGUCGAUCAGGAAGGCAAGGUGCAUCCACUCUCAAUAAAGCUUUGCAAAGAAAGGUGGAGUGGCCAAGUCAAACAAACACCUCAUUUCACUCAUCACAGGAACCCAUGGUACACACCACAAUAGAAGAUGCAUUUGACACAGUACUGCAGUACAUGAACGCAGCAAGCAGGCAGUGUAAGCGGUAUUUCCGCUGUAGAUCAACGGAGGAGUGCAAUGCUCAGGAUGUAAAUCACUGUAACAGAUUUCAUCAACCAGGUUAUAAUCUGGUUACACGACCACACCCCCUCCAGCGAAUGGAAGACGUCCAGGUAGAAGUGGCGCCUGGCAGCUAUGCAGUCUCCGCUGGUCGUUACGGUGCACCCAGGCAACACACCCAUAUUGUCCGUUUGGAGCCUGGACAGACAGUCGAUCUUGGGUUCUCGUUAUAGUCCUAGAGUGGGUCACACGAUGUACUUUAUUGACUUUUUUAUUCACAAGAUUGUUACUACAUUUUCGUACGCGAUUUUGAUAGCUCUUUUACAACUUACAUGCAUAAGUAAAUGUACUCUUUAAAUGCGGAGAAGAUGGAAUUACAAGGUAACAUAGCGUAGGAAAAGAUGGCCAAGGAAACUUCUAGUGUGAAAAGAGCUGUCUUCACGAUAGUCCAAAACAUAGAAAUCGAUUUUUAAAAUUUAUUUAUAGCUAAAAUUAUGACAACGUAGUAUAUUGUAAGGAACAAAAAAUGAACGCUCGUCUGCCUUGUACAAAUAAGUAUUCUUCUAAAUAAGAGAUAUUGUAGAGUAGACCUUAACUAAAGUAUCGAAGAACCUGAUGUGAAGUCAUUUUCUGCCGAGAUAACGUAUCAAACAAGUCUAGGCUAGGAUGAUUAACUUUUGUCGACAUUUGUUUGUUUGUUUGUUUGUUUUCGUUCGUUUCAAUUUUACUAAUAAGUGUUUGUCGGCCAUCGUGGAAAGCACCGCCACUCUCCAAGCUUUGUAGGGUCUUCUUAUUAUUCUACCCGCUUUUCCCACUGAACCUGGACUUUUUUGCGUAUGACCUAGCCAUGGCUUUGGUAUCAAAAAAAUUAUCCUUAAAAAACUCUUCCUAAAUGGGUCGCCAAUUUAUUUUUAUACCAUAAUCCCGUGCAUUUUGGUUCAUAAAGCCGAAAGCUAGAGUUGUCAAUGUUUUUCCAUUUUCCCGUAUCCCUCUCCGCAGUAAGAUUGUAUUGGUCCCUUCAUUAACUCCUUGAAGUGAAGUCCUUUCAAGCACACAGUCUUUGAUUUGUUACCCACCACGAUUUGAAGAUCUUUAAAUAUUUUUUUAUUAUGUAGUUAUUUUUUUGCUUGUUUGUUUGUUUGUUUGAGUAGUUCAUUUUAUAGGUGCAAUUAAGUGAUGAUUGAAAAUAGUUUUUAUUCAAUAAACUCAAAUGACCGUCUA